Molecule: messenger RNA, 2064 nt
Organism: Drosophila santomea
Lineage: Eukaryota; Metazoa; Arthropoda; Insecta; Diptera; Drosophilidae
Product: probable endochitinase
Exons: 3
Coding region: 1312-1878 (188 amino acids)
Cellular component (GO): extracellular region
Molecular function (GO): chitin binding
Source: RefSeq, a predicted model, not a curated record
AAAAAUAGAGAAAAGAGAACGUCGUAUAAACUGUGUCACUAAACAAAAAUCCGAGCAGGGGCGCGGUGGAGGUGGAGCUCAACUUUGCCCAGAGAAUUGUGUCAAAUAGAUAAAAAAGAAAAACGAUGCCAGCGGCAACGACUGCGACAACGACGAUGGUGGCAAUGAUGAUGAUGAUGACGAUGGUAAUGGUGAUGGCGAUGGUGCUGGUCAUAUCGUUAUAACGAUGGAUGAAGAAGGCGUCGGGGCAGCCACUCCUUUUCAGCACAAUAAUUAUAACCCCGAUUCCCCAGCUUUAUGAGAGAAAACUGGCCCCGAAAAUUGUGGAGCAUUUGAAUAAUUUUACAAGAAUGCAAUCAACGUGAAAACAGAACGUAAAAGAAGAGAUUGUCAAAAAAAAAGACAGAAAAAGUAGGCGGUGGCUUUGUUGAUUUAAAUGGCACCCGAAAUUCCGAGAGGGGAACUUUGGCUAUAUGGACAACUAUUCAAAUUGAGGUCAUUCAUCUCGCUUCGUUGAACGCGCUUAAGUGAAUUAUGUAUACGUAUAUAUGUGAGUGGUCCGUGUGGAUAGGGAAUCAGAAUGAGAAUCGGAGGUCUGGAGUAUUUGAAGGCGGGUCAGCAACUCAGAUGAGCAUGUGAAUGGGAAAGAAAAAGAUAAAGAAGAAAUUAUUCCCCCGAAAGUGGUUCCAUUUACACUGUGUGGAAAGCCUUUCUCCAAAUCCCCGCUAAUUGCCCGCAAUUUGCCAUUGGAAUCUGUCAACCUCCCGCUGCUCGAAAAAUCCACAAAAUGUGAUUGACUCGAGAUCGAUGCCCUCCGCUAAGGAUUUCCAUAAAUAUUUGCCAGCACUUUGGGAUUUUGAUCUUUUUGGCGUUCUCCAUCCGACUCGUUUCUCCAUUUGGUAUAGUUUUGUUUCGUAUCGUAUUGUAUCGUAUCGUAUCGUAUCGUAUCGGUUCGUAUCGCUUCGCUUGGCUUUAUUUGAUUUUCUUAUGGGAGUAGGUCAGUUCAAAAUUUGCAUAUAUGGCUGCCUUUGAUUUCUCGCUCGAUUUUUUAUUCAUAUUCUGACUGUUUGCCCUGCCCCAAAAACGUAAAUGUGCGAACACGUGCUAUACAUAUGAUGAUUUUCUUAUCCAUCGACUUGUUUGGAUUUAAUUCAGACCGAUAUCAUAAGCGAUGAUUGGUUAUAAAAUAAACAAAGACUGAGCGUUAUCUCAAGUGGAAUGGAUGUGGGGGUGUGAAAUGGACAUACCGGAUAGAAUGGACAUUGGGUCAAUUGCAGGUUUUAGUUGCGAUUCUGAAAGAUUGCUGAAAGCAUGAAGUUGGCUGUGAUCUUCUUGGGAGGACUCUGCAUCCUCGGUGAUUAUUUCACUUCUGGACAGCGUUAUGUCUACAGUGCAGAUGAAAGUUGCAUAUGCUCGGGUCAUUUGGUGAACGAUUUAGUUCCGGACUGCGAAGAUUGCUCCGGUUACUACAUUUGUGGCAAUGGUUCCUACGAGAAGGUGAAGUGCCCUCAGGGUCUGAUUUUCGACAUUUCCUCGAAAACGUGUGUGCUGGGUCAUUGCCCCAGAUUUGAUGGCACUUGUUCAGGAAACACUACAACACCUACGCCCACCACACCGACCACUACUACCACCACUACCACCACUACCACAACUACAACGUCAGAACCUCCAGGACCUCCUGGACCUUGUGCCAAUGAUGUGACAUGCCAAUUUCAAGAAAAGAGUAUCCCUCAUCCGAAUCACUGUCGAAAUUUUUACACCUGCUAUGGAAGUUGCGCCGUUUUGGGACUCUGUGAGCUGGGAAAAUGGUUCGAUCGGGAGAAGAUCUUAUGCGAUUAUUCCCAUAAAGUGAAAAACUGUCCCGCUAACCAGGACUAAGACGUGGCCCUUUUAGGUAUUAAAAAGCAUUUUUAUAUUAUGAGCUUAUGCAAACCCAUUAAUAUUGUAUCAGCAUCGAGUGCAAUAUCAUAGUACUUUCUUUAAUACCAAUGGCAACUUUUGAUGCUACACCGGGAUUUAUUGCUGGGGGCAAAAUUAAAUCAAAUAAAUAUGUGUCAUGGCAAA